UGUGUGUAGACAGCGUACGUCGUGCAAAAUGGUCCAAGUCUCAGUAUCGGAGCCGUUUUUGAUCUCUGAGAUUUCCUCUCGCUAUUUCGUAUUUGAUGUCAGCACAGUCACACACAUGAGGUCCAAACACCACAUCUGCGGAGUUCUCAUUGGCAACAUCCCACAAGCUACGCAGCAGACGGUUUUCAGCGGAAUUCCUCUAGAGCUGAUGCCUGAAGAGGCCAGGCUGUUGGUUGAAAAAGGCCAUGCUUUUAUUGCCGAUGAUGUUGCGGGACAUGCGAGUAAUUUGGCCAAUUUGAAUCCAGAAGAAAAGAAAGCUUUCAUUGCAGAACUUGAGCGCGAAGGACUCGAAGGUGCUCAGAUGCAGCGGCAGCAGUCGCUUCAAAAAAAACAGGCGCACUUGAAACGAGCUGGGUCUAGCAUGGAAGCUAUACAGAGCUCUAAGAUCGAACCCCUGCGGCUCACACCGACAACAUCCUAUCCACCAUUACAUGCGUCACCCAUUCCAGACCUGCCAAAAGUCCCUUCAUCGUACCCCUUGUUUGCCCACCUGCAUGAGAAAGGAUAUUUCAUGGGACCAGGCUUGCGAUUUGGAUGUCAGUAUGUCGCUUAUCCUGGAGAUCCACUUCGAUAUCACAGUCAUUUUCUGGUUACCAGCUAUGAAUGGGACGAAGAAAUAGAUUUACUAGACAUUGUUGGUGGGGGGCGGCUGGGGACGGGAGUCAAGAAAGGCUACAUGAUUGGAGGCGCAAGAGCCAAAGACGAUGUGAGAGCUUUUACAUUCGAAUGGGCAGCUAUGUAAAUGAUUUCCCAGCAGUGAACAUAGCUAGGAAGUACACGAAGGCCGGCUCCACAGAACUGUAGUUGACCAUAUCGCAUGGUCACUAUCAGGCUUUUUGUACAUGUUCGCUCCCGAAAGGCUAGUCCAUGCAUAUUGCAGAAGUGCACAUCAUUCUCAAAACGAACUAGCCGAUGAAACAGGAUCGCAGUCCUGGGUACGUUUGUUUUCUGAGUACGAAAUGGAUGGGUAACCUAGCAGCUGCUGUGUUGCUAUAUAGGCUUUGGGCAGCGCAGUGUCGCCUUGAUCAGUCAGAUAGGGGCCGUUAUGAUCUGCACUGAGAUUUUGGGGGGUUUAAAAUUCAGUAUCAUCGAGAUGAGGUUGUGUCAGGGAGUAUCCUGCACACAGAGGGGGUGCUGGAGUCGACACUUGCAUUCCACCUAGGCAUUACCUUGAACGAGGUUUUGCCCCCGAUGUUUAGGUAGACUUUAAAACAGCACUUGUUCGUAAUUGAUCGGCAAAAGGAAGAAAGUUACGACCUUGGGGAGCUGUUCCCAAAGUGUCAAGCAACAAUUGAGCGUCACAGCC
This is a messenger RNA of Verruconis gallopava, 1366 nucleotides long. RefSeq names its product tRNA-intron endonuclease. Bases 29 to 802 code for a protein of 257 amino acids. Gene Ontology annotation, cellular component: tRNA-intron endonuclease complex. The transcript is spliced from 2 exons. Gene Ontology annotation, biological process: tRNA-type intron splice site recognition and cleavage; tRNA splicing, via endonucleolytic cleavage and ligation. NCBI's taxonomy places the organism in Eukaryota, Fungi, Ascomycota, Dothideomycetes, Venturiales, Sympoventuriaceae. Gene Ontology annotation, molecular function: nucleic acid binding; tRNA-intron lyase activity. The record is from RefSeq and is a predicted model, not a curated record.